Penicillium concentricum is the source of this 282-nucleotide messenger RNA. RefSeq lists its product as uncharacterized. Bases 1 to 282 code for a protein of 93 amino acids. The record is from RefSeq and is a predicted model, not a curated record. NCBI's taxonomy places the organism in Eukaryota, Fungi, Ascomycota, Eurotiomycetes, Eurotiales, Aspergillaceae. The transcript has a single exon.
AUGGAGACCCUGCGUCUGUGGAAUACCAACAUUGAGCACCUCUUUUGGCGCAGCUGUGACAUGGUUGAUGGGAGCUACAGGCCUUUUUCUGACGAACGCAACGAUCGCAAGCCCGUCUUCGAGUACUUCCUCUUGAGGUGCCGCCAUCACAGGUCCGUAGAUGUCGUUUCAAAACAUCAGCGCGCUGGAAAGCUCCAUCGCACGAAUUGCAUUGGUAUGGCCGCUGUGAUGUAUGGGAACCGAUAUGGCGAAACAGGUGUUCACGUCGCUUAUACCGUUUGA